AUGUCGGACCCCGCGAAGCCAAAGUCACCGAACGGCGCGGAGGAGAACAGCGGCAACGCCGCGUCCAAGAACGCCGAAAAAAAGCAGGCAAAGCAGAAUGAGAAAGAGGCCCGAAAGGCGGCCCGCUUAGCGGAGGAGGCCGCGCGUGCGGCGGAAAAGGCAGCCCUUUUGGCGAAGUACGCCGACGUCUUUGGGACUGCCCCGUUGCUGCAGUCCACCACUUACGGCUCCAAGAGGUUUAGUGAAAUUUCUGCGCUGAGCAAAGCGUCUGUGGGCACCGUCGUGACACUUCGCGCCCGCGUUGACACGACGCGCAAGAAAGGCAAGCUCGCCUUCAUGGUUCUGCGCGAGGGUGGACACUCCAUUCAGGCCACGGCGGCCGUCGCAGAGGAGGUGCCAAAGGAAAUGGUUGACUUUAUCGGGCAGAUUCCGUGCGAGUCGAUCGUGGACGUGGAGGCAACGGUGUGUGGGGUGGAGGAGCCCAUCACCUCCACCACGCAGCAUGACAUCGAGCUGAAGGUGCACAAGGUGCACGUGCUGAGCGAGGCGUUGCGUGUGCUGCCGUUUACCCUCGAAGACGCGUCGCGCCGUGAGAGUGAAGAGGGGAUUAAGAUUAACUUCGACACCCGGCUCGCCUGCCGCUGGCUGGACCUCCGCACCCCGGCCUCAAACGCCAUCUUUAAGAUGCAGUCCCGGGUGGGGCAGUACUUCCGUCAGUUCCUCCUCGACCACGACUUUGUGGAGAUCCACUCCCCGAAGAUCAUCGCCGCCGCGAGUGAGGGGGGCGCCAACGUGUUCAAGGUGGACUACUUCGGCCGCAACGCCUACCUGGCGCAGUCCCCGCAGCUGUACAAGCAGAUGGCGCUGCAAGGCGAUUUCGGGCGCGUCUUCGAGGUGGCACCCGUCUUCCGCGCGGAGAACAGCAACACCCACCGCCACCUGACCGAGUUCGUAGGCUUAGACGUUGAGAUGCGCAUUAACGAGCAUUACUACGAGGUGCUAGACACCGCGGAGGAGCUCUUCUCCUACAUGUUUGCAAACCUUGCCACGCACACGGCGGAGCUUGAGGCGAUUUGCCAGCAGUACCCGUUUGCCCCACUGCUGUGGCAGCUGACGCCGGAGACGAUCAAGGCGCUCGGCGUCGGCGUCAUUGAGGACGGCGUGGAGCCAACCGACGUCUACAAGGCACGGGUUCGCAACACGGAGAUGCGCAUGCUGCGCAUCAACUACCCGCAUUGCAUUGAGCUCCUGAACACCGUCCUGGAGGAGAAGUUGUCCCCGACCGACGACAUCAACACCACCAAUGAGAAGCUGCUUGGCAGGCUGGUGAGGGAGCGCUACGGCGUGGACUUCUUCAUCUCCGACCGCUUCCCCUCGGCGGCGCGCCCCUUCUACACGAUGCAGUGCCCCGACGACGAACGCUUCACCAACUCGUACGACAUGUUUAUCCGCGGUGAGGAGAUAUCGAGCGGGGCGCAGCGUAUCCACGACUCCGCCCUGCUGCUGCAGCGUGCCAAGGCCCUCAACGUCGAUCUUUCGCCCAUCAGCGACUACGUGGACUCGUUUCGCCUCGGCGCAUGGCCCCACGGCGGCUUUGGCGUCGGUCUCGAGCGGGUGGUGAUGCUCUACCUCGGCCUCCACAACGUGCGCCUCGUCUCGCUCUUCCCGCGCGACCCGCAGCGCGUGACGCCGUGA
This is a messenger RNA of Trypanosoma conorhini, 1695 nucleotides long. RefSeq names its product putative aspartyl-tRNA synthetase. The transcript has a single exon. Lineage: Eukaryota; Euglenozoa; Kinetoplastea; Trypanosomatida; Trypanosomatidae. The record is from RefSeq and is a predicted model, not a curated record. Gene Ontology annotation, cellular component: aminoacyl-tRNA synthetase multienzyme complex; cytoplasm; cytosol. Gene Ontology annotation, molecular function: ATP binding; aspartate-tRNA ligase activity; RNA binding. Gene Ontology annotation, biological process: aspartyl-tRNA aminoacylation. Bases 1 to 1695 code for a protein of 564 amino acids.